AAGGGGAGAGCGAACGAGACGAAAGAGCGGAGCCCUGAGCUUGGACAGGACCGUCGACCGCCAUAGCUCAGGAGCUGUGCUCCGCUGCGCAUUGUUUUGUUUGGAGCUCGUACGCGAGGGGAAGGGAGGCAGGCAGGCAGGCAGCAGGCACGCACGCACCGCGCGAAGAGCAGAAGGAGCUCGAUCGGAUCGCUCGGGCCACGGGGUUCGCAGAUCUCAGCAUUGAAGGGCACAGGCGCGAGACCGCUGUUCGAUCGGGCGCCCUGUGGCGUGCAGUGUGGUGGAAAUAGGGGAAUUUUGGAGGGCGUAGGUGUCGUAGCGUUAAGAUCUGGCAGAUCACAGCUGCAGGUUUUGAGGGGUAGACGAUGGCGGAGUUCGAGUAUGGGGGCGGAGGCGAGGAUCUUAGUGGGACUCGACCCUUCGAGUCCGAUUACAUGGGUUAUGAUCCCAGGCUGCCGUCUCAGCGCUUCGAUUCCUCGCAGAGGUUUGAUGAAUCGUUCCGAGCACCCGACCACUUCGCUCCGACCUUCGGCGACGAAGUGAAGGAAGAUGGAGAGGACGAGUACAAGAGUGCCAAUGGCUUCGGCUACCACCACGCAGAUCCCCCGCCCAGCUAUGGUUAUGAGGACGACGGUGCCGGCCGCCCCACCGAAGCUCCUUCGGCUUACGUACCUACUUUCGAGCCAGAUCUGCAGAAUGACUUCGGUGGAGAAGUGAAUUACUCAUCCGCACACCCUGUCUCAGGAAACGGCUUUGGCGCGAACGAUGACGAUGAUAACCUUUUCAGCAGUCUGCCUGCAGGAAACGGUCCAAUUUUACCCGAGCCUGAAGAUAUGAGAGAAGAAGGUUUUGCGCUAAGGGAGUGGAAGCGUGAGAAUGCUAUUCGUCUCGAAGAGAAGGAGAGGAAGGAGAGGGAGAAGCUUGCGCAAGUAAUCGAGGACGCAGACUAUUAUAAGGACGAGGUGUACGUGAAGCGUAAGACGACUAUGGAGAAUGGAAGGAAAACUAAUCGCGAUAAGGAAAAGGUUUUUCUGACCAACCAAGAAAAUUUCCACAAAAAUGCUGAUAAGCAGUACUGGAAAGCUGUAGCAGAGCUCAUUCCCAAUGAGUUGCCAACUAUUGAUACUAAAGGCCCCACCAAAAAGGACAAGAAGGACAAGGAGAGGAAGCCUUCGAUUGUAGCCAUCAAGGGUCCAAAGCCCGGCAAGCCUACAGAUGUGACUAGAAUGCGACAAAUCCUUGUGAAGCUGAAGCAUACUCCUCCCCCUCACAUGAAGCCGCCACCACCACCCCCAGCUCCAGUGGCCGAGAAGGACAAAGAUGCGAAAGCAAAGGAUAAGGACGGUAAGGAAGUGUUGGAGAAGGACGCUAAAGACAAGGACGCUAAGGAUAAGGACGUUAAGGAGAAAGAUGCCGCUGCUGUACCUGCAGAGGGUGAAGCUGCUGCUGCUGCCCCGGUAACUGAGGCUACGACUGAACCCGAGACACCAGCUCCAGCAGCAGCACCAGCGGCAGCAGCUGUGACUGCCUAAACUCAGGUGAUAUUGGUCGCAAGUAGCGUGAUCACUUGCUUUCGUGUUCGUAACAGCACUGAUUGUCUUUCUGGAAGGAGGUUCACACGAAGCAGGUGUCCCAUUUUUCCAUUUGUCUUCAACCACCAUUAUGCUUGGCGCAGAUAGAGAAUAUGGCAUCAUCAGAGGCCCACAGUUAACUUCAUUUACAGAGACUGGGUUGACUAGGACAUCACCACUGUGGAUUUGUGAAAAUCAUGUACCUGCGAUAAUUUUUUUAGAUGAGGCUGAUCUCUUCUACUCAGAUUCUGGCAAGUAGACUACGACGAUCUUUGAGAGAGUGAAGAUUGAAUGCCUUGCAGAUCUUUGUUGUAAAGAGGAGGGAAGGGUCUGAAUGAGAUUCACACACCAGUAUUUUUCUGUGGCGGGUAGGAGCAGGCAAGGCAGUUGGUUGUUGUAUGCUCCACACCCCAUGGGAGUUCUCGGGUUAUCAUAGCUGAACACACGCUGGAGGAGUCGUAAUUCAUUCAGCAUCUGCUUUAUCUCCAUUUCUGAUUGUCAAGUCCUUGUUCUUAACAGGAUGAUCAUUCCCAAGAUGGAAUGCCAAGUGUAAUAAGAGGCAUAGUCUAGGUUUGAGAUUCCUGAGUGAGUUCCUCAGGCACGAAUGAGUUGCGUUCUAGGGUCUUACUGUUACUGAUAUAUCUCGUAAACAUAAAGUAAGUCACAUUGACCAAUUUUCUCUGUCGCAUCAAGCUGUCAACAUUUGAGUGAAGGCAAGUCAGAUGUUUUGCCACUAAGUUUUGUGUAUUGAAACGUUCCGUACGAGAAGUAUAGUGACGGAGGUGGUCGCUUGGUGAGGCCAAACAUGCCUAUAGAGAGCUCAUGUUUGCUGGUCCCACUUGCGUUCUAGGGUCUUAUUGUCACCGAUAUGUAUCGUAAUCAUAAAGUAAGUCACAUUGACCAUUUCUCUCUGUCGC
This is a messenger RNA of Marchantia polymorpha subsp. ruderalis, 2488 nucleotides long. NCBI's taxonomy places the organism in Eukaryota, Viridiplantae, Streptophyta, Marchantiopsida, Marchantiales, Marchantiaceae. The record is from the annotation of a GenBank genome assembly.